Molecule: messenger RNA, 2132 nt
Organism: Heterobilharzia americana
Lineage: Eukaryota; Metazoa; Platyhelminthes; Trematoda; Strigeidida; Schistosomatidae
Source: the annotation of a GenBank genome assembly
GGAGAUUCCACAAUAUGUCAACCUUCCUUCUGUUGGACCAAUCACAACACUAGUAUAUGUUCGCCAGCGGUCAGUAUAACUGUCCUGGUCUUGGUAUUUAGUGUGAAUUAUCUACGUGUGGUAAUUUGCUUGAUGAACUCUUGCCUUUCAGAUAUCACAGGAAAUACAACGCCUAUAUGAAGCCCGAUGACACUUGUCUCAUUUUCAAACACUUCCCAUCAGAAAUAACAGAAGAAGAAUGUGUUGGCUUUUUAAAAUCACUUGGGGCGACUUCGGCUCAGUACCUAGGAAAUUCUGGCCCUCUGAAAUAUGUAAUAUAUUCUCUUUAUGUGUUUCAUUCUAAUUCAGCUUUAGUGUGCUUAUGCUGAAUUCACAUCUGAACAACAUGCUUGGAAUAUUAUCAAAAAUCUACACCAAAAAAGAAUAUUGGAUAGGCGUCUUUCAGUCGAAUUCGCUCAGUCUGCUGAAUGUAAACAUAGUUACUUAUUUGACUCUUUUAGCCUUGCUUCUGUCAAACAUCAGAAAACCAACCCAAAUCAAUCUUUCGAAAAAGAAUAUUCUCCUGUCACGACUAUGCUUUUUCAGCAAUGUGGGAUCCAUCUUUCAAUGUUCCUUCACAGUUGUACUACGACUACCCUGCUGUAUCGAAUAAUGUGUUAACAAACAUAGUUCGAUCAUUGGCUUACUGCCCAGCAUUUUAUAAUCAGGUACUGCAUAUAAUGAACAAACUUCACUUACCACCACCAUUUGAUGAUCCAGAACAUUUUCCUGGAGAUUAUUUGGUUAUUUCUGCAACAGAUUAUGCAAGAAUGCAAACAAUAAUAGAUAACUUACAGCAUAACUCAAAAAAAGACCAAAAUGAUGCAGAUUUGAUUGCAGAAGAGAUGGAUUUAUCUAGCGGAUCAGAAUCUGAACUAGCUUCUGACAAUGAUACAAAAACGACUGCACAACGACAAAACAUCUCAGUAAGAAGACGACUAAAAAUUCGCAGAAAAUUGUAUUCUGUAUCAUUAACUCAUAAUCCUGUAACUUCAAAACGUCAAAAUGUUGCUGUUAGUGAUUUAUUUGAAGCACCUCCUAUCACUAAAAAAUUACAUCUGCCAGAUGUGCUUAAUGUCAAUUCUAAACCGAAUCAUCAUAUAACGUGUAGUGAUAUUGAAGGUGGUUUUGGACUUAUUCAAGCAGAACCUGUGAUAGAGAAAAGGUAUCUGCGUGAUGAUUUAGUUCAGAUUUUACAAGAAAACCGGAAAACCAAUAGUUCCUCCUUGUCAGAUUUCCAGUUACGUAAAGAACGAUUAUCUGAUGAUGAAGAUGAACAUGAAGCUACUGAAUGUCGAAUUCCUUUGAUAGAACAGUCAUGUGUGAGUAGUCAGAACAUUCAAACUGUAUCAACUGACAAUGGAUCUUCUAAUCUUCUUUCCGUACUUUCCGUUGAUGAACUUCUAUCCAAUCGCUUAAAAGUUGAUGAGUACAAAAAUUACACUGUAUUUGCUAAAUAUGACACUGGUACUCCUACAUCACGUCUAUAUGUCAAAAAUCUAUCUCAAACAGUAACAGAAAAUGAUCUGUUUGAAAUAUUUGGUGUAUUCUCAAAUGGGCCUGUCAAUGAUAAUAGUUGGAAACCGAGGAUUUUAAUGGAUUCAACUGACAAUUUUUCAGUUAGACUUCUGACUGAAGGUCGAAUGAAAGGUCAAGCAUUUAUUGGACUUGCAUGUGAAUCAACUGCGAAACAAGCAUUGGAAGCUACAAACGGUUAUAUGCUUUAUGGUCGUCCUAUGGUUGUUCAGUUCGCUAGAGGAGCCAAGGCAAAAGUCGAUGAGAAAAGUUUAAUAUAAUCAAAAUAGCAGUUUUUCACAUCGAGGAGAAUUCUUUCUUCUUUAGAUAUAAAAUUUCUGGGUUUUCUUCGUGUGUACACAGAAGCAGUUGCUCUUUGUAAAUGUCUAUUGUACAGUUUGUAAAUAUUAAGACUAAAUUAUAUUGUAUAUUAUGGCAGUCCUGAUCAUACAAUUGUCUCUGCUUACAGUGGUGUUGGUGAUUGGAGUCAAGAUUGUUAUACUCAUCACUUGAGUGACUUAUGAACAACAUACAUGUUCGAAAACGUUAUUAAUAAACUUGAUUAAACAGUAUCAAGG